Aspergillus clavatus NRRL 1 is the source of this 1518-nucleotide messenger RNA. Its product is annotated as ATP-binding protein. Lineage: Eukaryota; Fungi; Ascomycota; Eurotiomycetes; Eurotiales; Aspergillaceae. The coding region runs from base 1 to 1518 and encodes 505 amino acids. The record is from RefSeq and is a predicted model, not a curated record. The transcript has 5 exons.
AUGAAUCCUCUGGAGCAAGAUGCCGAGGAGGAACGCGAUCGGAGCAAGGACUCCGGAUUUAACGCGAAAGCCACCCUGUUGAGGAUGCUGGAGAGCGCGGCGACUACCUUCGCUUCCAUUGCCAUUCUAGGCGCGGCGGGAUACUCCUAUCAUCGGUACUACAAGCAUUUGAUACUGGAGAAGAUGGACAAUGCGUUCAGUCCCGGCGACCCAGCGCUCGAGGUUGCCGGUGUGGAACUUGGAAAGCACCGUUAUCACCACAACGAGCAUUGGAUCGUCCGGGAGGAGCAAUCGAGAAUUGACAGAAUUAUCGAAGGGAGGGCCGGUGGUCAUUACUACCUCAUCAUCGGCGAGAAGGGUACAGGGAAGACCUCUAUGCUUCUCGAGGCCAUGCGUAAGAACAAUGGCGAUGGAGUCGCCAUCUUCGAAGCGCAUGCAGAUCUGGAGAUUUUCCGGAUUAGGCUCGGGAAAGCCCUUGAUUAUGAGUUUCAUGAAGAUUAUAUCGGCAGUCUGUUUAGCAUCAGGGGUCCACGAGACACCACUGCACUGCUCGACAUUGAGCGGGCAUUCAACAAGCUAGAGAAGGUGGCACUCGCGAGAAGACGCGGCGGGUCAGCACCUUUGGUCCUGGUUGUAAACAGCACUCAUCUGGUCCGAGAUGAUCAUGAUGGCCAGGAUUUGCUGGAAAUGAUUCAGCAGAGAGCGGAGCAGUGGGCAGCCAGCGGCUUGGUCACUACAGUGUUUAACAGUGAUGAUUACUGGGUAUACGAACGCCUGAAGCGAAACGCUACGAGAAUGGAAGUCAUUCCGGUUCGCGAUCUGCCAAAAGGUGCCGCCAUGGCUGCACUCAAGAGAUACCGUAAGCGGUAUUUCGGCGAGGACCUGUCCGACGAUAUCCUCCAGACUAUCUACGACAAAGUCGGUGGACGACUGUCCUUUUUGAAUCGUGUUGCUAAGGCUAGGGACUACAUGAAGCUCUGCGAUAGCAUUUGUGAGGCGGAAAAGACAUGGUUCCUCAACCAGUGCUGGAUCCUUGGGGAAGAGAUGGACGACGAUGUCAUGGACCAGCAGAAAUAUGCGUCCGCUGCAAUGGUGUUGGCGAAAGCACUCGUGGACAAGGAACGGGAGAUGGAAAAGACCUAUGACCCUGAGAAGGGCCAUAUCUUACCGGAAAUUCCCCUUCACAAAGCGCGCCAGAUCAUGACCCGAGCCGAUUUCAUCCAAAACUACGACCAUGAGAACCUCUUCACGAUUGACUCCCGCGCCAUGGUCAGAGCGGAUUCGGUUCCUAUGCAGAACGCAUUUCGGGAGAUCUGCUCAGAGGAAGGGUUUGAUGAACAUCUAGAAGAAACUCUCAAGCGGAUCGGAGACAUCGAGAGUCUCGGACGUACCCGUGAGCUUACCAUCAAGGAUCUAUGGGAUAAGGGCAAAUACCAGAUUACGAUGCGAGACCACAAGGGUCGUGAGAGUGGAAGUGUCGAGUUUUCGGUUAUGGAACGAGAGAACGAGGACGAUUAA